Molecule: messenger RNA, 846 nt
Organism: Setaria italica (foxtail millet)
Lineage: Eukaryota; Viridiplantae; Streptophyta; Magnoliopsida; Poales; Poaceae
Product: Bowman-Birk type bran trypsin inhibitor
Exons: 1
Coding region: 79-624 (181 amino acids)
Cellular component (GO): extracellular region
Molecular function (GO): serine-type endopeptidase inhibitor activity
Source: RefSeq, a predicted model, not a curated record
GCGCGCCUGCGAAUCAGCAACGACCAAGGCAGGCACACUGUAGCUAGCAUAGCACUCAACUCAAACCAACGCAGAGAGAUGAAGAGCAGCGGCGCCAUGGGCACUACUACUCCGGCGGUUGUCCUUGCGACGAUGCUCGUCGUCGCUCUUCACGUCGGCCUCGCCGCCGCCACGCACUCCGACACCGACACGAUUAUUCGUCUCCCCACCGGCGUCCGUGGUGAUGACUCGCCGUGGGAGUGCUGCGACUUCAUCGAGCGGGACCCGUCGUUCCGGCCGCCGAGGUGGCAGUGCAACGACGUCCUGGGCGAGUGCUCCGCCAACUGCAAGAAGUGCGAGGAGGCGCUCGCCGGCGACGGCUACGUCUGCCGCGACUGGGUCACGAGCAUCGUCCAGCCGCCGGUGUGCACGCCGAGGCCGUGGGAUUGCUGCGACUUCGCCGUCUGCACCAGGGCGUACGUCCCCACCUGCUGGUGCGCCGACAAGGUGGACAAGUGCUCCAGCCACUGCAAGGAUUGCUCGGAGGUGGAGAAGGACCCGCGCCGCUACCGCUGCCUCGACCGAUUCCUCGGCUAUCCUGGGCCCAAGUGCACGCCAUGGAGCAGCAAGGAGGAGGGCAACUAGCUCGAUUGGCUCGAUCAGCUAGUAGCUACACGACGUAGUAGCGUCCACAAAUAAAGCUAGAUGCUACUAGUAGCGUACGAUCUCAUCUUUGUUCGCUGUUCCAAGAUCGAGCGCUAGAUUGCAUUGAUUUCUAGUCAAGAAUCAAAUAUAUAUAUAUAUUACUUGGAUAUUGUGCGGUACUUCCUUCGUCCUUAAAUAAAUAAUUUUUGUUGCUUCUCUGUA